Messenger RNA from Drosophila novamexicana, 2108 nucleotides. Its product is annotated as kanadaptin. Lineage: Eukaryota; Metazoa; Arthropoda; Insecta; Diptera; Drosophilidae. The transcript has 3 exons. The record is from RefSeq and is a predicted model, not a curated record. Gene Ontology annotation, molecular function: mRNA binding; protein binding. Bases 80 to 2086 code for a protein of 668 amino acids.
CCAAUUACCAUUAAAGCCGAAAACAUUCGGAAGAAAGGCGAUUCCAGGCGAUGCGUAUACGUUUUGGCGGAAUUGCAACAUGGAUGAUUUCAAGGUGCCAGUUUUACCAGCCGCACCAGCAGCCAAAAGCGAACAUUUCGACGAUGAUCCGAUGCCGACAGCUGCAAAGCCCAAAACUAGCGGUGGCUGCCCCUACAAAGUGCCAAAAUGGUCUCAGGCGCCUCCCGCCGAACAGGAUUACAGAUUCGAGGUGCUAAAGUCGGGUCAAAUUAUCGAUGAGGUGAAGGAUCUGCAGCAGCAAGCCAUCUGGACCUUCGGCAGGCUGCCCGACAACGAUGUGGCCAUGGCGCAUCCCACAAUAUCGCGAUAUCAUGCUGUGCUCCAGUACAAGCCAAAGGCAGGUCAGGAGGAGGACGACAGCUCGAAGCCAGAUCAGCCCGAGGGCUGGUACAUCUAUGAUCUGGGCAGCACACACGGCACCUUCCUCAAUAAACAGCGCGUGCCGCCGCGCGUUUUUAUACGCAUUCGAGUAGGCCACAUGCUGAAGCUGGGCAGCAGCACCCGCGUCUACAUACUUCAGGGUCCCGGCGAUGAUGAGGAGCCCGAAUCAGAGCUUUCGGUAACAGAGCUACGUGAACAGCGAGAGCAACAAGUGGCCGCAGCUGCUGCUGAAAAGCAGCGCAAGGCACUUGAAGCAGAGGAGCGGGAACGCAAUGAAGGCGCCAGCUGGGGCAUGGGCGAGGACGCGGACGAGGAGACGGACCUAACGCACAAUCCGUACGCGAGCACCAACAACGAGGAGCUCUUCUUUGACGAUCCCAAGCGCACGCUGCGCGGCUUCUUCGAGCGCGAAGGCCUCAAUCUGGAGUACAAAUGCGACGAGUUGUCGCAAGCCUCGUUCGUCUGUCGCGUAGAGCUGCCCAUAGACGACUCCAAUGGCCGGCCCAUUGUAGUGGAGGUCACGCACAAGGGUCGCAAAAAAGAUUGCGUUGUGCAGUGCGCCUUGGAAGCGUGUCGCACGCUCGAUCGGCACGGCGUGCUCCGGCAGGCCAACCAGGAGUCGCAGAAGCGCAAGCACCUGAAACCCGGCGACUCCGAUGACGAGGAUGAGUUCUGGGAUCGCACAGGCGACGUGGCCAGGAAAAAGCAACGGAAGGCAAAUACCAGCGCAGGGGUUACGCUCACCUACGAGGACUUGCUGAAGCAGGAGCUUGAGCUGAAUGCCGAGCUGCAGAAGGUCGAGCAGGAGAUCGGCGCCUACCAGCAGAACGAGAAGCGUCUAAAGGAGCUGGCCGUCCAGCAGCAGAGCGCCGGCGAUGAUCUGGACAAUUUCAUGGAUACGCUCAGCGAAAAUGUCGCGCAGCUGGACAAGACAGAGAUAAAAAAACUGAGGUUGGAGCAGCAAAGGAUAAGGGGUGAGCAGCAGAAAUUGCAGCGCCUCAUAAGGAUUGCCAAGCCCACGGCUUUGCCAUUUGUGACGCCCAAAAACAAGACGUUGGACUCCAAUGUGGCCAAGAAGCAGCUGCCGAUGAUUGGCAAGCGAAAUCAAUUUAGUAAAUUUAAGGUGAUCAAAGCGACGCCGAGCGUGCGAGCCAAGGCAUCCGAGGAGCAGGAGUUCGAAGAGGAGGAGGAGGAGCAGGAUGAAAAGGAAGAGAAGCAGGAGAAGGAGGAGAUGGCAAAGGAAACUGUUGCAAAUCCAGCAGCAAGUGGAGAGGAGUACGCUCAGGAGUUGCAGGAGAUGACAAAGAAAACAGUUGCAAAGCCAGCACCAGGAGAGGUCUCAAAGGAAAUAAAGCCAACGGCUGAGCCGGAAGCGGACAAGAGACAUGUGCCAGUUGCAGCAGCUGAAACAUCAACAGACCUGACUGCACCGGAGGAGGAUGAAAAUGCCGAGGAGGAGGCGGCGGCUCAAAAGAAGCGACGUCAACGUGCGCGUCAGCGCAACAACAAACAGCGCCAGGAUGUGGACAUGGAUCUCAAUGAGCUGGCCGAGCACGAGGAUGGCGACAAGUACGCCAAGUGGGUGCCGCCCACAAAUCAAAGUGGCGAUGGCUUUACGCACCUGAACGAAAAGUUCGGCUACUGAAAAUACAUUUAAUUAGCGCUAA